This is a messenger RNA of Megalops cyprinoides (Indo-Pacific tarpon), 2328 nucleotides long. RefSeq names its product E3 ubiquitin-protein ligase RNF43-like. The record is from RefSeq and is a predicted model, not a curated record. The coding region runs from base 1 to 2328 and encodes 775 amino acids. The transcript is spliced from 9 exons. Lineage: Eukaryota; Metazoa; Chordata; Actinopteri; Elopiformes; Megalopidae. Gene Ontology annotation, biological process: ubiquitin-dependent protein catabolic process; Wnt receptor catabolic process. Gene Ontology annotation, molecular function: ubiquitin protein ligase activity; frizzled binding.
AUGACCAUUUCUCAGCUGUUUUCGACCGGGUGCUGGCCGUGGCUGCUGCUGACGGCCCUGCAGGUGGUGUUCGGGCAGACGGGUCUGGAGCUGGCCGCGGUGGUGGAGUCGGAGCGAUCCGCCACAAAAGCUGUCAUCAAGGUGACACUAAUGAGACAGGAGCAGACCGGGAAGCCCGUCAUUCUGGAAGGUGUGUUUGCCGGAGCCAGCGUGAGGGGUUCUGCAGAAGGAAUGUUGAUGCAGUCCCACCCGCUGUCCCUGUGCAACACCAGCGAGGAUGACCUGCAGGACAGCUUCUUCAUCAGCAUCGUGAAGCUGGAGAGCCCGGAGCACAAGGUGCACCGGUGCCUGCCGCUGCUGGAGAAGGCUCGGCUGGCACUGGACAGAGGGGCUCAGGCGGUCAUCUUCGAUGUCACUGAUGAUGUCACUGCGGCACUUGAGCUCCAGGGCUCAGAUUUCCUGCCCCGCCCGGUGGUUUUGGUCCAGAACAGGAAUGCUGAGGUGCUCAUGAGCCUAGUGAACAGGAACGAGGACUCCAUGGUCCGCAUCGAGGUCAUGAUGGACCAGCCGCUGUGGCCGCACUAUGACCUGGGCAUCCUGCUCACCGUGGUCCUCGCCGUCCUGGCCGUCGCCGUCAUCUUUGCCGUCCACUUUCGACACAAAUCCAAAAGGAACUGGGACUCCUUCCACCAGCAGACCAUGCGGGCCAUCGGCCGCCUGGAGACCCGCAGGUACAGCUCCCAGGUGUGCCCCGGGACCCGCGGGCAGAGAGGAGAGGCGUGGGCAGGCAGCAGCUCUGGCUCCGGCCCAGUCUGUGCCAUCUGCCUGGAGGACUUCCUGGACGGACAGGACCUGAGGAUCGUUUCGUGUGCUCAUGAGUUCCACAAGGAGUGUGUGGAUCCCUGGCUGCUGCAGCACCGCACCUGCCCUCUCUGCAUGCACAACAUCAUGGGAAAAGAGAUGUCCACCCAUCAGACACCCUUCAGCAGACGUCAGCAGAACCCACGCAGCAGCCUGGGGGUCCUGCAUACCCACUCCAGCCCUGGACACCAUCCUUUCCAGCAGUACCCUCUCGCUUUCCCCAUUCGCUCCCAGUAUCCUCCCCUGGGGCUCUAUAACAGCUCCCUGCUGGGUCCCCAGGCAGCGCGCUGCUUUCCCAGCAGGCCAUUGGGCUCAGGACGAGCCUACUGCAGCUGCCUCCUCAUUGAAGCUCCGCCCCCUCAGUCUCGCCAGGCUAACGGCAGCUUCCGGACUAGCGGGCUCCAGUACCUCCACUUCUCCAGCCCCGGGUGCCGCUCUGGCUGCCCUGGUCUCCGUGGCGCAUGUCCCGCCCGCUCCCAGACCCCCCUGCCCCACAUGGGGGGGGCACACGGCAGCUGCUCAGGGGGCAGCUACAGCACGGAGCGCAGCGGCUACCUGGCGGAUGGGCCGGCCAGCGACUCCAGCUCGGGGCCCUGCCACGGCUCGUCCAGCGACUCUGCCCUCAACUGCACAGACGUCAGCCUGCAGGGGGCGCCGGGGAGCCUGUCCGCCUCCCGGAGCUCCCUCAGCAGCGAAUAUGACCCCUGGGUAUACUCCGGGGUGGGGGCAGCGCAAGGGGGUGGCGGCCAGGAUGAAGGUGCAGGGCCCGAAUCGCCGGUCAGCCACCAGCCAGAGGAGCAGGGGUUCAGACACAUCCACUACCACCACCACCAGCACCACCACCACCACGACCGCAGCCAGGGGCCUGACCGGGGCUCAGACGGGGAGCAGGGUGGAGUCCAAGGCCCUGGUACAGACAAGGACCAACAGAAGGGGGUCUGGUUCCCAAAACCAGACCCCACAGACAGGCUGCCCCACAGGACCGAGGAGGCAGAGCAUGAACUGACAGAUGCUCCCAUUGGUUCUCUCUACCAGGCUCCACCUCCCCAACAGGCUCCUCCCCCUUGCUGCCACUACCACAGCCCCACCCACCACCAAAGGAGGAAAAAGAGCAGCUUCACGCUGGACCACACAGCCGUGUGCCAACUCCAGGGCCCGGACAUACAGGACUGCUGCGUGUGUAUUCACUGCGGUCAGGGGACAGGCUGCUGCUCCCAGCUGGACUUCCCCCCCAGACUGCCCCUGUCCUUCAUUUUGGACUCGGGACACUCAGGCAAGUGGCCCUGUCACAGGGGUCAAAUGAUCCAGCAGCUCCAAGAGGCUCAGUCAGAACCACAGCUGCAGGGGUCAGAGUUCACCUCCCCCCAGGAAUGGCCACAGUGUAGGGGCCACAGGAUCAGAAGAGGAGUUCAGCAUGGAACCUCACAGCAUGUCUCCAUGUUCCACUGCUACAGGAAGCUGCAAUGA